AUGGCUGAAUUCUUACUACCUGGUACCAACAACUUCCGUAAGUUCACUCAGGAAUCCUUGGCUGCCAUCAGAAAGAGAAUUGCUGCCAAGAAGAAUUGUCGAAGAAACACCACAGAGCAGAAACCUGAGGAGAAACCACGCCCCCAGCUUGACCUAAAAGCUUUCCAGAAGUUACCAGCUCUCUAUGGAAAUCCUCCUCCAGAGCUUAUUGGGGAACCACUGGAGGAUCUUGACCCCUACUACAAAGAUCAUAAGGUUUUCAUAGUGCUAAACAAAAAGAAAACAAUCUUCAGAUUUACUGCUACACGCGCCCUGUGGAUCCUCAGUCCUUUCCAUCCAAUACGAAGAUGGGCAAUUAAAAUUUUAGUACAUUCAUUAUUCACUUUGUUUAUCAUGUGCACCAUUCUAACUAAUUGUGUAUUCAUGGCUCUGACUGAGUCCUCAAAGACUACAUCUCCAUCGAAGUUACUUAAGUAUGUUGAAUUUACUUUCACUGGCAUUUAUACUUUUGAAUCAUUGAUAAAAAUACUGGCAAGGGGAUUCUGUCUAAAUGAAUUCACUUUCCUUCGAGAUCCCUGGAACUGGUUGGACUUCAGCGUUAUCGUUAUGGCGUAUGUGGGAGCAUUUAGUGCCUUGGGAAGUAUGUCAGUCCUUCGAACUUUCAGGGUUCUGAGAGCUUUAAAAACCAUUUCAGUAGUCCCAGGACUCAAGAUCAUUGUAGGGGCACUUAUCCAGUCUGUUAAGAAACUUGCUAAUGUGAUGAUCCUGACUGUUUUCUGCCUGAGUGUCUUUGCCCUCAUUGGCCUCCAGCUUUUCAAGGGAAAUCUCAGGCAAAAGUGUAUCAAGAACACUACAGAGUGGUGUAACAAAACAUGGGAAACCUAUGAAAUGUUUGUUAAUGAUUCAGAUGAUUUUGCUAAGAAAAAUGGCACCUUAGAUAUUUUGCUGUGUGGUCCUGGUGCUGGGGUCUGUCCUCCAGGCUAUAAAUGCUGUAAAAUUGGUCCAAAUCCUGAUUAUGGUUUCACCAGCUUUGAUACAUUUGGCUGGGCUUUUCUUUCCUUAUUCCGCCUGAUGACCCAGGACUACUGGGAGCGUCUGUACCAACAGACCCUCAGAGCUUCUGGAAAGAUGUAUAUAGUCUUCUUCAUGAUGGUCAUCUUUCUGGGCUCAUUUUAUCUAGUCAACUUGAUUCUGGCUGUAGUAACAAUGGCAUAUGAAGACCAGAACAAGGCCACCAUUGCUGAAACAGAGGCAAAGGAAAGGAAAUUUCGGGAAGCCAUGGAACUACUACAGAAGGAGCAAGAGUCAUUGGGUAUUAAAGGAAUUGAUGUCCUGUCACUUUGCUCCUUUGAAGACCCUUCUCCAUCUGCCAAAGAAAUCAAAGAAAGGAACAACAGGAAAAAGAGAAAUAAGUCCUUGGGGAUAGAAGAUAAUGAAGAAGAAGAAGAAUUCCCCAAGUUACAGCUCACAGACAAUCAACGAAAGUUGUCUCUCCUUGGCCUGGUGUACGGUCCCAAUGCAAGCCAGGGGAGACGCAGACUUAGCCACGGGAGCGUGUUCAAUUUCCAAAUUCCCGCCGUGGAAGUGGAUUCCAGGAUGGAUUUCGGUGAUGAGGAAACCCACAGUGCUGGGGGACACAAAAUCCUGUGCCAUUCCCCGUCGGGCACGCAGAUUGGAAGGCGCUCCAGCUGGCAGAGCCAAAUGAGCCACAGCUCUCAGCCCCCUACCCCGAACUGUGUGCAGAGCAAGGGGGCCAACACGGAUGACUGCCAUGGUGUGGCUUUGGGGCUGGGAGGAGGAAGCAGCAGGGUUCACAGUCAAGAUCCAGUGUCAUCUGAAGGAUUAAUGCUUCCACCAGUAAUGGAAGACUCGGGAAAGGGAGAUCUGCCAGCUGCAUGUGAUGAGAGCAGCCUGAUGCAUUUACCUCCUCAUCUGUCAGUGGAGUACUUUAAUGAGGCUCUUCAGAGACAGAGGGCAGCAAGUGUAGUCAGCAUAAUUACCAGUGUCUUGGAGGAACAUGAAGAAGCUCAGCAGAGAUGCCCACCACGCCUAAAGAAAUUUGCUUUAAAGUAUCUAAUUUGGGACUGUUGUCCACUUUGGUUGAGAAUCAAGAAAAAAGUGGCUGCCUUCAUAAAGGAUCCUUUUUUUGAUCUCACUAUCACUGCUUGCAUUGUGAUGAACACUUUGUUCAUGGCACUGGAGCACAAUAACAUGUCACCUACUUUUAAAUUCAUGCUUAAAGUAGGCAACUUGGUUUUCACAGGAAUCUUCACGGCAGAAAUGAUCUUAAAAAUCAUCGCUCUAGAUCCCUAUUAUUAUUUUCAGCAGUCCUGGAAUAUUUUUGACAGUAUAAUUGUCACGCUGAGUUUAAUUGAACUGAGUUUCCCCAGAAGCAAAAACAAGAGGGGAAGGCGAAAAGGAGGAACCCUGUCAGUUCUACGAUCCUUCAGACUGCUAAGGGUCUUCAAACUGGCGAAGUCCUGGCCAACUUUAAACACUCUAAUUAAAAUAAUUUGUAACUCCCUGGGAGCACUGAGUAAUCUGACCCUCGUCCUGGGAAUCAUCAUUUUCAUUUUUGCCAUAGUAGGGGUGCAACUUUUUGGGAAAAGUUAUAAGCUCAACUGCACUAAAAUAAGCAAAGAUUGCAAGCCACGUUGGCACAUGAUGGACUUUUUCCAUUCAUUCCUCGUCGUUUUCCGAAUUCUGUGUGGAGAAUGGAUUGAGACCAUGUGGGACUGCAUGGUGGUUGCUGAAACACCACUGUGUCUUUUUGUCUUUCUGCUGGUCAUGGUGCUAGGAAAUUUAGUGGUUCUCAACCUUUUCAUUGCCCUCCUGCUGAGUUCCUUCAGUGCUGACAGUCUCCAGACAACAGAGGAUGACGGAGAGAUGAACAAUCUCCGGAUUGCCUUCGCUCGCAUCCACAGGGGAUUUCACUUUGUCAAGAGCAAGACGUGGGACACCUGUUGUGCAAAGCUCAGGCAUUUAAAGAAAGUACACAGGAAGAAAAUCAAAUUGACUGCACAGAACUCACUUGGGUUCAAGUGUGAAGAAAUAAAAAACCGUAAAGAGAAUUACAACAAUGAAUGGAUUGAGAAAAAUGGGGACAAAUGCUCAGGUCUUGAUGAUUUUGUUAACAAUCCCAAUAUAUUUGUUUGUGUCCCUAUUGCUGAGGAGGAGAACACGAGUGAGGGUUUUGAGGAUGAUGAUAAACUGAGCUCAUUUACAGAGACAGAAUGCAAUUAUUUUCAGGAUGAAAAUCACCUGAGGCAAAGGGGAGAAAGAGCAAAAAAUUCAGGCAGCUGGAGUAAAGGAUCAGGAUUUUCCUCCGAGGAAUUCAGCGUGCUUUACCCAGGAAAGGACAGGAUGGGUGAACCAUCAUCACCAGAACAAAAAGAGUUUGACAGUGUCAGCUCUUCUGAAGGCAGCACAGUGGAUCUGACAAAUCCCGAAGAUGUUUUGAGGAAGAUUCCAGAAUUUUCUGAAGACUUCAAGACUCCAGAACAAUGUUUCCCAGAAGCUUGUGCUCGAUACUUUCACUGUUGUGUGGGUAGUGCUGCAAAGUUUGGAGGAGAAAAGUGGUGGAAUCUGAGAAAAACCUGCUACCAGAUUGUUGAACACUCUUGGUUUGAAUCCUUUAUCAUAUUCAUGAUUCUUCUGAGCAGCGGAGCCCUGGCAUUUGAAGACAUCCAUAUACACAAGAGAGUCAGAAUUCAAAUGAUACUGGCAUUUCUUGACAAAAUGUUCACUUUCAUCUUUGUUCUGGAGAUGCUUCUGAAGUGGGUGGCUUAUGGCUUCAAGAAGUACUUCACCAAUGCCUGGUGCUGGCUGGACUUUCUUAUUGUAGAUGUCUCUUUGAUAAAUCUCUUCGGCAGUACAUUUGGCCCCAUUAAAUCUCUUAGGACUCUCCGAGCUCUGAGACCCUUAAGAGCAUUGUCACGGUUUGAGGGAAUGAGGGUGGUUGUCAAUGCCCUCGUGGGAGCCAUCCCUUCCAUCAUGAAUGUUCUGCUUGUCUGCCUCAUCUUCUGGCUCAUCUUUAGCAUCAUGGGAGUGAACCUCUUUGCUGGGAAGUUUGGGAAGUGUGUCAACCUGACAGAAGAAGAUUCCAAAUUAAGUGACAUGAUCAGAAACAAAUCAGACUGUGAGAGCUAUAAUAACACAGGAAAAAUAUUCUGGGUCAAUGUCAAAGUCAACUUUGAUAAUGUAGGCUCUGGCUACCUGGCUCUCCUUCAGGUGGCAACAUUCAAAGGUUGGACGGACAUCAUGUAUGCAGCAGUAGAUUCAAGAGAGAAAGAUGACCAGCCAGAAAUGGAGCACAGUCUGUAUAUGUAUCUCUACUUUGUGAACUUCAUCAUCUUUGGAUCCUUCUUUACCCUGAACCUCUUUGUUGGUGUUAUUAUUGACAACUUCAACCAACAAAAGAAAAAGAUAAGUGGGGAAGAUAUCUUUAUGACAGAAGAACAGAAAAAAUACUACAAUGCAAUGAAAAAGCUGGGAUCCAAGAAACCUCAAAAACCCAUUCCAAGACCACUGAACAGAUACCAGGGGUUCCUUUUUGACAUUGUAACGUGCCAAACCUUUGAUGUUGUCAUCAUGGUUCUCAUCUGCCUUAACAUGAUCAUGAUGAUGGUGGAAACCUAUGAGCAAAGUGACACGAAGACGAAUGUCCUGAACAAAAUCAAUAUACUCUUCGUUGUCAUCUUUACUGCAGAGUGUGUUCUGAAAUUGGUGGCUCUGAGGCAGUACUAUUUCUCAAAUGCCUGGAACAUAUUUGAUUUAGUGGUUGUUAUUAUGUCACUUGUUGCCCUACUGCUUUCUAGCAUUGGCAAAGCAUUUGAGCAUUUCUUACCACCCACGCUCUUCAGGGUCAUUCGCUUGGCUCGGAUUGGACGGAUCCUGAGACUCAUCCGGGCUGCCAAAGGAAUUCGGACUCUGCUUUUUGCCUUAAUGAUGUCCCUGCCUGCUCUGUUCAACAUUGGCCUCUUGCUUUUCUUGGUCAUGUUCAUUUAUGCCAUUUUUGGCAUGGCUAACUUUGCCUUUGUGAAGAUGGACGAUGGCAUUGAUGACAUGUUCAACUUCCAGACCUUCGCUAACAGCAUGCUCUGUCUCUUCCAAAUCACCACGUCAGCUGGAUGGGAUGGUCUUCUCAGUCCUAUUUUAAACACUGGGCCACCAUACUGUGAUCCAAGCGUAAGUGGUAUUGUAGGUGAAUGUGGUAAACCUGCCAUAGGUAUUAUUUAUUUUGUAAGUUACAUCAUUAUAUCAUUUCUCAUUGUUGUAAACAUGUAUAUAGCUGUUAUUCUGGAGAAUUUCAACGCUGCUACUGAGGAAAGUACAGAGCCUUUAGGGGAAGAUGACUUUGACAUCUUUUAUGAAAUCUGGGAGAAGUUUGAUCCUGAGGCAACUCAGUUUAUAACUUUCUCUGCGCUUUCAGACUUUGCAGAUGCUCUGGCUGAACCUUUACGUGUACCAAAACCAAACAAAGUUGAACUCAUGGCCAUGGACCUGCCCGUGGUCAGUGGGGACAAGAUACACUGCUUGGAUAUCUUGUUUGCUUUUACCAAGAGAGUGUUAGGAGAUUCUGGGGAGCUGGAUACUCUAAAAGUACAAAUGGAGGAGAAGUUCAUGGCUGCCAACCCGUCAAAACAAUCCUAUGAGCCAAUAUCCACCACACUCAGACAGAGACAGGAGGAAGCGUGUGCCACAGUCAUCCAACGUGCCUACAGGAGUCACCUGCUCCUACGCUCCUUAAAACAGGCUUCUUACCUGUACCAUCGCAGAACUUGCAGUGCUGACACUCUGGGAGAGGCUGCUCCAGAGAAUGAGGGACUUAUUGCAUCUAUGAUGGCUGCAAACUAUGGUAGGAGUCCUAACAAGUCUGAAACUUUGUCCUCAGUAUCCAUUCCUCCAUCGUAUGACAGUGUCACAAGAGAGAGUAGUGGCAAUCCCGUGGUAGAGAAUGGAAAAAUAACAGAUAAUCAGCAAUCUCCAGACACUAAAUAG
Myiozetetes cayanensis is the source of this 6000-nucleotide messenger RNA. Its product is annotated as sodium channel protein type 5 subunit alpha-like. Bases 1 to 6000 code for a protein of 1999 amino acids. Gene Ontology annotation, molecular function: voltage-gated sodium channel activity. The transcript is spliced from 27 exons. NCBI's taxonomy places the organism in Eukaryota, Metazoa, Chordata, Aves, Passeriformes, Tyrannidae. Gene Ontology annotation, biological process: sodium ion transmembrane transport; membrane depolarization during action potential; neuronal action potential. The record is from RefSeq and is a predicted model, not a curated record. Gene Ontology annotation, cellular component: voltage-gated sodium channel complex; axon; plasma membrane.